Molecule: messenger RNA, 1803 nt
Organism: Kluyveromyces marxianus DMKU3-1042
Lineage: Eukaryota; Fungi; Ascomycota; Saccharomycetes; Saccharomycetales; Saccharomycetaceae
Gene: BEM4
Product: Bem4p
Exons: 1
Coding region: 1-1803 (600 amino acids)
Biological process (GO): positive regulation of GTPase activity
Cellular component (GO): cytosol
Molecular function (GO): guanyl-nucleotide exchange factor activity
Source: RefSeq, a predicted model, not a curated record
AUGGAGUAUGAAGAGAUACUCUUUGGCUUACAACCUUUGAUAAAUGCUCCAGAUGCAUCUAGUAUAUCUAUUGAAGAUGUGUUUUUACAAAGCUAUCUUACCGUACUAGAUCAACUUGCUGUACAUCUUCGAGCCCCAUCAAAUAGAAAUUUGAUCCGGGAAACUGGACUUUUGACACAGCUUUUGAGAGUCCUAUACUCGCUUUUAGACCAUGCUUUUCAUCAAUCUCAUUCCACUCAGCAAUAUCUUCAGUUGUCCUCAGAGUUCAUACGAUGUGUGGCAAAUGCUUUGAUUGACAACGAUAAGAACCGUGAAUUAUUUUGGGAUGGGGAUUAUAACAAAAAGAAUGAAUUUAUAGACUACUAUGCUGGUAGGAUAUUUGGGCUUACCGACGAUACUGAAAAUACCAUUUCAUUACAAUCUAGAACAGUCGUUUUAAUUUCCAACUUGACUAUGGAUGACAAAAUGCAGUAUAAAAGAAUUGCUCCUAAAAUUCAACCGUCAUUAAUGAAGCUAAUGAUAUCAAUGAGGAGCAUUUUUUUGGAAGAGGAAUAUAAUAUGCUUGUUGGAAUUUCUUUUGACCUUUUGUCUGAAACUAUUGAGCAAUAUACGGACUUUUUGCCAUUGAAUUUUCUUGUUGGUCUCUCUCAUAUGAUGUUUAAUGUUUGCCAAAAUAUAAUUAAUGAAGAUAAUACAGAUAAACCUGAAAAUAAUGAUGAUGAGGUGACAGAAGAAGAGUUAUUUUUACCGAACUUGGCUCAGAAUAUAGCACAUUGUAUUUUCAUUGGCACUUGCUCAGAAAAAUACAACUUUUCAGACGAAAAAGCUACCUCUUCCAUUCAGCAUAAUCUUCUCAAAUCAUUGAAUACACUUAAUCAGAAGAAUUUUGAGAAUCAAUUGAUCACAAAUAGAGAGAUUCUUUCUUCUAUUGGAAAUAUAUCAAGCAACCUAUCAUAUACUAACGAGAAAGAUAUCCUAACUGCUAUUGAUAUUGUGAAAAGUCAAAACGAGGACGAAAAAUCACCAUAUGCUAUUGCAUCUGCACUUAUAAUUUUGUCAAACUAUAUAUCGAAUCCUGAAAAGGCAGAUGAAAUCAGGGGACUACUAGAUUGCACUCUUAUCAUUAACUCUUCAAAUGUUUUUAAGGAUCCUAUCCAGUUCCAAGGUUUCCUUACGUUACUCAGGAAAUUACUCAAGACUGAUAUUAUAAUGUUCACACCAAAACCCGAGCUAGAAAGAUUAGCUGGAAUUCUUGUUCUUUGUUAUGAUCAGUCGAAAUACUAUCAAGGUUUGAAACCUUUAUUGGAAAAACUACUCGAAAAGCUACUUGCAAUCAGCACUUCAAAAACAAUUUCUGACAUGAUCAAAUCCUCAAGAAGAUUUUAUGAAGUAAUCUCUGAUGGAGGCAUCAUAGCUUCAUGUCAGACUAUAGACAAACUCUCCAAAGUACAAAAAUCGAUAGAACCACUACAAUUAGAUGAAACAUUUUCGAAGAUUUUGAAUUAUUAUAAAGAAGCAAAAGCAGAAGAUAUGUUGAAAGAUCCCUUAUCUCUUUUCCAUAUUUUGAGAUCAGUGGGUAUCUAUCUUACAGAACUGAAUAUUCAAAAACAAGACGUGAUAUUUGAAAACUUCUCAGAUCAAAUUAUGAAAUUACUUGAAGUAUCUCUUUCCGUUAAGUCAUCUGAGGAUUCGGCUUCUAAAGCAGUGUGGAAUAAUGCAAGAUACCUUGCUGGAAUUGUGAUUGCUUCCAAGUCAAAUACUAUCCAGGAUACAUUAAAGGACCUUGCAAGAAGAUAUUUCUAA